Messenger RNA from Cavenderia fasciculata, 315 nucleotides. RefSeq lists its product as uncharacterized. NCBI's taxonomy places the organism in Eukaryota, Evosea, Eumycetozoa, Acytosteliales, Cavenderiaceae. Bases 1 to 315 code for a protein of 104 amino acids. The record is from RefSeq and is a predicted model, not a curated record. The transcript has a single exon.
AUGCGUUUAAAUAGAGCAGAAUUGGUUUUUGAAGUAAAGAAUAUUUUCAGCUAUGGAAGUGAAAUCAAAAUGGCAACCGAAAUUGAGAGAACCAUUGUCUUUCCCAAUGCUGGAACCUAUAAUAUUUUUCAAACAAUAAUUGUAUAUGCAAAUCGUGCUCCAGCUGGUAAAAACAACAGUUGGAUUUAUGAUUGUGUUUUCAGAGAUGUUGUAUUCCCAGUCCUUGCAGAUCAUGUAGAACAUGAAACUGUCAUUGCUAGUGAAAUAUAUCAAAUAUUUGGUCAAGGUAAAUCAAGAUGGAUGGAAGAAAAUUAA